Chelmon rostratus (copperband butterflyfish) is the source of this 1815-nucleotide messenger RNA. Its product is annotated as myelin-oligodendrocyte glycoprotein-like. The transcript has 5 exons. The record is from RefSeq and is a predicted model, not a curated record. Bases 53 to 784 code for a protein of 243 amino acids. NCBI's taxonomy places the organism in Eukaryota, Metazoa, Chordata, Actinopteri, Chaetodontiformes, Chaetodontidae.
AUUAAGAAUCAGGACUGUCUGCUGUAACGUGUUUUAACCCGUGCUUUCACUAAUGAUGAUGAUGAUGAUGAAGGGUUCACUGCUAGCGUUAACCUGUCUGUGUUCUGCACACUUUGCUGCAACCGUUGGAGGGCCUCAGGCCAUUUGCCCAAAUCCGACAAUACAGGCAGUGGAAGGUGAGACUGUCGAUCUUCCAUGUUAUCUGGAUCCCCUGGACAACGUGGAGAAUUAUGCAGUGGACUGGAAAAGACUUGACCUCAACAAGGUGGUCUACUCUUAUCGACAUCAGCAGGAAAAUCAUCAAGCACAGAUGGAUCAGUACAGAGGCAGGGCAAGUCUCAACCAUGAAGACCUGAGCAGAGGGAUCCUGACACUGCAGAUCUCCUCAGUACAGCUGUCUGACAGUGGACCAUACAGAUGCUUUGUCUCAAAACUGAUGACCCGUUGUAACACUACCCUCAUUGUAAUCAGAGACCAGCAGAACAUGACAACGAGUGGUGAUUCCAGCACAAUGAGACCUCCACUGCAUGGGCCGAACAAUCCAGACGGUGGAAACAUGAAGCUCAUCAUUGCUGUUGUCACGCCUGCUGUUAUUUUCAUCAUUCUUGUUCUGGCGAUAUGUGGAACAAUCCAGAAAUGUGUGGGGAGACUCAGAGGCAGCAGUGAGCAAAAAGCAGAGCAGGAAAAAGGCUUUGAACUUCUGAAGCCUCCAACAAAGGAUCACAUGGACCCGGGUGGCCCUGCUGCGGACAACUUGGGAAUUAAGGUGCAAACUGUACAGUGAUGAGCCACACCUGGUUUGUCCAUGAGUGGCUGUGUAAACUAGGUCCAGAUGACUGGCUUACCCACUACCCAUAUGUCUCUUCCAACACAAUCAUUUUUAAAUCAUUAUAAAGAGAUUUUUUAAGCAGACUUAAAAGCAGAAAUCAGCAGUUUUAACAGUUAAAAAUCAAGGAUCCUGUGUUAAAAUCCCGGCUGGGAACUUUGCUGUUUUGAAUGAAAAAUAUGGCACCCAUGUGAUGUGUGUAUAGUUCCUUGUUUUUUUAUUGGCAGUCAGCAAAGGGGAGCCUGUGACUGUACAUCAGCAGUACAGUUACUUGGGAACCAUCCAGGUUUAUAAACUCACCUUUGAUGCCAACACUAAUUUUAUUGAUUAAAAGUCAAACCAAAGAUUGUUCACCCAUUUUAACGUAGACAAGUGAUUGCACUGAUCGGUUGGCUUAAUAAUCUUUGUGUGAAAAACAAGAACUUGUCAGGAAAAACUCUCCCAGCAUUUUCUGCGUAGUGGUUUUAACAGGCUUCGCAGGCAUUUUCUCCCUUCAGAUGACACAAACAGAUAUUCAUGAGUUUUUGUAAUCCGUCAGCGAUAGGCUUUUUAAACAAAACUGGAUUUGGCCUGUGACUGGCUCUGGGUUUGAUAUGGUGGGUUAAAGACUGUCUAUCUUUUUAAAAACUGUAAAGUUUUUUAGUCAGCUUUAUGCCUGCACUUCAUUAGAUAUUCUGCACUGCCCACCUAAACCGUGUUAAUGACAUUUUGGACACAACCAAAAGGUCAGAGGUCAGCUUCUCUGUGACAGGCAUACAACCACUAGUUAGCUUUCUGUACAUCCUGACAGCAAUCAAACCGAAUCCUCUGUGGCUGUUGCAGGCCUGUAAUUGAUUGGAUGGCUUACCUACCGUCCACCUCCUUACCUGCCUACCCACGAGCACUCUGUCCGUGAGCUCACUGCGCGUGACCCACGUCUUCCGCUAGGCGAGGCAGAUAUGUUGCUAAAGCUACGGUACAGCCAGCAAGUUGCUCAAGAAAGGCUAAAA